Volvox carteri f. nagariensis is the source of this 324-nucleotide messenger RNA. RefSeq lists its product as uncharacterized. Lineage: Eukaryota; Viridiplantae; Chlorophyta; Chlorophyceae; Chlamydomonadales; Volvocaceae. The transcript has 3 exons. The coding region runs from base 1 to 324 and encodes 107 amino acids. The record is from RefSeq and is a predicted model, not a curated record.
AUGAUUAUUAUUCAAUUCAAUUUAUGCGGCUCCAUCCUUCGGCGGUUGCUUGUGCAACGAACCGGGCGCCAUAAUGGCCUUAUCUCAGAGCAACGAUAUCAGGUAGCUCCUACAACGCCCAUAGAGCGCACCAAGCACGCUCUGCUAUUAGCCAAGAGCAAGUCGCUUAAAAUUCAUAUUAUGAUUAUGAAUAUGAUAAAUUCAAGGGCCUACAUCGUUGGAUGGGUCCAGCCAAACAUAUUGGUGUCCACAAACAUCAAGGCUGGGUUACACAUGUACAGCUCCUCUGCGUGUUAUCUGGUAAUCGGCAUCGCGAACGGCUAA